UUCUUGUCGUCCUUGGGCGACAUCGCAAAGCCGGGAGAGCAGCUGCGGCCACCACAGCCUCGCUAAGAUGUCGGACAGAAAGGAAGCAGCGCUCACCCACAGGCCCUGAAACCUCCGCCGCGGGAAGUACUUCCGGGGCGAGGGGCGGAGCCUCGGAGAGGAAGUUCUGCCAACCCAGACCCUGUGGCCGGAAGCGGGAUGGAGAGAUGGAUUAAGACGCCUUGGGCGCGUGCCCUGGGCGGUUGCGGACUUUGCCGCUAGUUGAGCGACAGCCUCGUGUGCUGUUUCCUGCCGCUCAGACGCCGAGGACAACUUAUUAGGUCCCGGCAACUAGCCGGCAUUACCAGCGCCCGAGCGCUUAGCUCCGAGUGCGCAUGCGCCGCACAUGUCGACGCCGCGGCGGGGAGGAGAAAGCUGAUGCGGUGCCUGGGCGGUCCUGUGACUGCGGUUCCGGGGCGGGGCGGGGGCGAAGCGGCCGAAUCCGAGUGGCCCGGCGGCAGCAGCGAUGGCGAUCUUUAGUGUUGGGCCACGCAGUGCUGGCCAUCAAUGGCGUGGACGUGAACGGCAAGCACACCGCCGACGGGAAAGAAGUGCUGGAGUUUUUGGGUAACCCUGCUAAUUACCCGGUGUCCAUCCGAUUCGGCCGGCCCCGUCUCACCUCCAAUGAGAAGCUCAUGCUGGCCUCCAUGUUCCAUUCGCUCUUUGCCAUCGGCUCCCAGCUGUCUCCCGAGCAGGGAAGCUCGGGCAUUGAGAUGCUGGAGACAGACACCUUCAAACUGCACUGCUUCCAGACACUGACAGGGAUCAAGUUUGUGGUGCUGGCAGAUCCUAGGCAAGCCGGAAUAGAUUCUCUUCUCCGAAAAAUUUAUGAGAUUUACUCAGACUUUGCCCUGAAGAAUCCAUUCUAUUCCCUGGAAAUGCCCAUUAGGUGCGAGCUGUUUGACCAGAACCUGAAACUAGCCCUGGAGGUGGCAGAGAAGGCUGGGACUUUUGGACCUGGGUCAUAGACUGAGGCUGCAACAGACCCACAUUCUGAGACCAUGCAGCAGGGUCCUGCCGUCCCAGCCCUGGUGGACCCCCAGCAGCCCUGUUAGUACUGAGAAUGGGAGGAUGCCGAGCCGAUGGCAUGUCUGGAUCCCCGCACCUUCAUGCUGCACGCUCUGCCUUCCGUGUGCAUAUCAGUCCUGCUGCCCAACUUUGUACAGACUUAUUUAUGGAGAGGUCGGCCCAUCGUGCGGUAAUAAACAUUUCUCUGAGCUCAG
Molecule: messenger RNA, 1262 nt
Organism: Tupaia belangeri chinensis (Chinese tree shrew)
Lineage: Eukaryota; Metazoa; Chordata; Mammalia; Scandentia; Tupaiidae
Gene: TRAPPC4
Product: trafficking protein particle complex subunit 4
Exons: 5
Coding region: 375-1007 (210 amino acids)
Biological process (GO): endoplasmic reticulum to Golgi vesicle-mediated transport
Cellular component (GO): TRAPP complex
Source: RefSeq, a predicted model, not a curated record